Doryrhamphus excisus (bluestripe pipefish) is the source of this 2435-nucleotide messenger RNA. The record is from RefSeq and is a predicted model, not a curated record. Lineage: Eukaryota; Metazoa; Chordata; Actinopteri; Syngnathiformes; Syngnathidae.
UUCAACUUUGACCCGUGACGUCAUUAAUCGACGGCAAGCCAGAGGAAGCAAAACUCUAAACCCGGACGUCUCACAGUCUACCGUGGUCUUGUUUCGUUGCAUUGUUUGCAUUUUUUGGCCGGAUUAGGUAUAUUUGACUGCUGUGUGAAGACUGUGACAAACGGAAUGGCUCUGGAUCAGUUCAGUGAUGUGGUCCAGAGAUGUCAAGCCCUAUCUGCUGACAAGUACUCCACAGAGGACCAUGAGGUCUUCAUGACUGCCGGUCAUGCAUGCAUCAAGGCAGGAAAUGGUGCUCAAGUGCUGAGUAUCGUUCUGGAUGACAAAAAUCAGGACAUAGUGAGGUGUAUGGGAUGGAACCUUCUGCCUCCGCUGGUUCAAGUUCUUUUAAAGAAGGAAGAUAAGAACCUCCAUCAAUGCCUGGCCAUUUUCAAUCACCUGCUUGAGGUUGCCAGACCAAAAGAGUUGCUGAUUGGCCUUCUGGAGCAGCUAGAGCAGGAGGAACCUGUCGCCAUAGCAGAGAGCCUCAAUUUACUGUUAAAGCCCCUACAAAAAGUGCUCUUGCGCCUGGGCAGCCGUAAGGCGUCAUCUUUAGGCAUGGCGUUGUCCUCUGCCCUGGACCAGGUAGCCAAACUGCCUGUUCCUCACACCAAGGAGCAAGAGGAAGAUGACGUCUUCUCGCUUUGUCGCUGCUGCGCUGACCUAACCGUCUUCGUCAGACCCUUCGUCCAAGAGGCCAAAGAAAACAUCUUUAUCGGUAACGCUGAGCAAAAUGAGAGCGGCAAAAAGAUGUUGGCCGUACCCGACGGGGUGUUAUUGGAUAAAGAGGAGCUGAGGGCGGAGCUGCUGAAGUUCUGUAUGAGCACGCUGAGUCGCCCUCUUCUGGAGGUACAGCUCAGGGAUUUCGACACGCUGGCUGUUUCUCCGCUCAGGAAUUUUGCCAGAGAGAUUGUGAACAACCUCAACGCAAUCGGAGAGUCUGUGCCGGGCCUGGUGUACCAGCCUCUAUUCAAAAGGAAGAAGGCGCUGGGUUUUUUAGAGGAGGAAGUGCGUUAUCCCAAAGAGUCACUCGCCAGCUUGGCUCACCUGGUGUUCGUCCAUCACCUGGCUGCCGACACCUUGCCCUGUGUCAUUCAUCCCGUGUUCCUUCUCCGUUGCAAUAUGGAACACGUCAGCCUCCUGCUGUCCAGAACUGAAGAGUCCAGGAUUCAGAAAGGACUGGAGCUUUAUGAAAAGAGUCUUGUGCGUGUGGAGGACGGCAGUCUGCCUGCAGACCUGCUGGAAAUCAAAACCUUCCGCACGGUCCCUCAGAACCUAACAAAAGUCAUGACGCUGUGUCCGAGACAUGAUUUGAGAACCAAAGGUCUGAAGGUGUUCCAGCUGAGCAUCAAUAAGUUUGAUGUCGAGGCCAAGUACCAUUUUUUCAAGUUCAUGCUGAAGACCGGUAAUCACUCAGGAGUGGAAGGUUACAUCAUCAAAAACAUCAGGAAUCAGAUCGAUGUGGCGCUCGGGCCUGGCAACGCUAACAGCUGGUUUGAGGGCAUUCAUCUCCUUCCUUUGCUGCGUUUGGUCUUCAGCCUCCCAGACGGCCCUGAGACUGACCUCCUGCAGUACCUGGAUAGAGUGAUGGAGUCUCUGAACCUGCUGCGUUACCUGGUCAUAAGAGACAAAGUGACAGAGAACAAGACGGGGAUCUGGACAGAGCUGUAUAAAAUAGAAGACGGAUUCAUGAAGCCCCUGCGUGUCGGGAUUAACAUGUCCCGAGCACACUACAAGAGGGAGCUUAGCACCACCACGGAGAAGAAGGCCAAAGCGGCAUCUGUCAUUUCUGUUUCCGUCGGUGACGAGAAGCUGCCAAACAUGAGCUCCGAAUCUCAGAUUCAGGCUCUCCAUUCCGCCCUGCACACCUUUGACAUGAUGGAGAGUGUGCUGGUACGAACGGAGGAGCUUACCCAUGUGAAAGCUGAAAUUUAGACCAUCAUUCCCGGGCUGGUCAGAAGCACUUCAGGAAAACUGCAUUUUGGCCAUCAUCCACAAUCUUUAUGUGGAACGUGAACUCACGUCUUUAUCUUUUCUGCGUAUUCUAAAGAAAGAAGAACAGUUAGCAUGAAGUGUCGGAGCACACGGGCCGUAAAUGUGGAGCUUUUACACCACGCCAUUUACCUUUAAAUGCAGGUCAGUUAUGGAAAUGGUAGGCUUUUUUGGAGGUCGAAAUAGGCGUGUCCUAUUACGUGCAUUGUUAACCCUUAACGGUUUUCUCUCUAGAACACCCAGAAAAGGGAAAGACAUGGUCAUGUUGAUGGGAAAAAUUACACAAUUUUCCUUUAAAACAAGUAUUUGGAAAAUAUGAAUAAAGCAUCUCAUGCCACCGUUUGUGCUUAUUAGUUUGCUAUAAUUAAACUAUGGAAAUCGUAGUUUAAUGCAGGGGGCCACUUAUG